Messenger RNA from Cryphonectria parasitica EP155, 900 nucleotides. RefSeq lists its product as uncharacterized. Lineage: Eukaryota; Fungi; Ascomycota; Sordariomycetes; Diaporthales; Cryphonectriaceae. The transcript has a single exon. The coding region runs from base 1 to 900 and encodes 299 amino acids. The record is from RefSeq and is a predicted model, not a curated record.
AUGCAGGAACUAGACAUCCUCAUCCUCGGCGCAGGCUGGACCGCAACCUUCUUGAUCCCGCUUCUCAACGAGCACAAGCUCCUCUUUGCAGCCACCACCUCCGACGGCCGCCAAGUAGCAGGCCACCCAACCCUCCAAUGGACCUUCAACCCUUCUGGCUCCGAAAAUGACCUUGAAGCCUCAUUCAAAAGUCUCCCUCGGGCACGACACGUUCUGAUCGUCUUCCCCCUCAAGGGCGAAGGCCAGAGCAAGCUCCUCGCGCGCACCUACACGGCGACGCAUGGCGGGGCGGAGGAGGGCCAGUUCCGUUUCGUUCAGCUCGGCAGCUCGGGGAUCUGGCAGAACGAUCCAGCACAGACGCCCUGGCUCGACCGGAGGAGCCCGUACGAGAGGACGGGCGCGAGAGCCGUGGCGGAGGAUGAGCUGCUGGAGCUGGGGGGCUGUGUGCUCAACCUCGCCGGGCUGUGGGGCGGAGACAGGGAUGUACGGCACUGGUUUGACCGUGUGGCGACGAGCAAGGACGCUGCCAGGGGGAAGAAGAGCCUGCAUAUGAUCCAUGGUGUCGAUGUGGCGCGUGUGGUCUUGGCAGUGAUGAGACGGAGCGAGAAGGGCGGGUGGGACAAGGUCGGCAAGGGGCAGAGAUGGAUGGUGACGGAUGGGUUUGUGUAUGACUGGUGGAGUCUCUUUGCUGGAUGGGCUGAGGGCGUGAGGGAUGAGGGUGCGAAGCUUGACAAGGAGCCUACUAAACAGGCACGAUGGGUUCACGAGCUCAUGGAAGAGGAGGGUGUGAGGGCGCUGCCUCGGUCGAUGGAGGCGCUGGGCCGCUGCUACGACACCAGGGAGCUGUGGCAGACGAUUGGCAUCACGCCCCUCAAGGCCGGCCUUGGACUGGGCCUGUGA